This is a messenger RNA of Schizophyllum commune H4-8, 477 nucleotides long. RefSeq lists its product as uncharacterized. Gene Ontology annotation, cellular component: intracellular anatomical structure. Gene Ontology annotation, molecular function: pyridoxal phosphate binding. The record is from RefSeq and is a predicted model, not a curated record. The transcript has 4 exons. The coding region runs from base 1 to 477 and encodes 158 amino acids. Lineage: Eukaryota; Fungi; Basidiomycota; Agaricomycetes; Agaricales; Schizophyllaceae.
AUGUGGAUUCGACUGCCCGCAGAAAUUCGAUGGUAUUUCAUCGGUCCUCGUCAGCUUGACAAGUCGAAGACGCUGGUGGCCAUCCCGAACCUACACACCAUACAAGCACUGACCUUAACGAAGGCGGCCGACCUACUCCACAAAGCUCUCUCAGAAGCGGGUGACGCUACGCGUCUCCCCAUCAUAUGUUUGAUACCUCUCAUUUCAACGAACUUCACUACUACGCACCCCCUCGCCAUAUUCGCUGCCCAUAUCCUCGAACAAUGCCCCUUCCUCCGACUACAAGGCCUCAUGACCAUCGGCUCCAUCGAGCCGUCCUAUCACGCCAAGGAGGGCGAGGAGAACCACGAUUUCAAGAUGCUGCUGAAUACGCGGGACUCGCUUCAGGGUGUUCUAAGGUCGAGGUUUCCGGACAAGGUGAGUUGUGUCGCAGUCAUUCGAACCAGUGGUAACGCAAAAUCACCCAACUUAACUUGA